AUGGCCGCUCCGUUGGACGCGCAUUUGCGUGCCGGUGGGACCGACCCAGAGCCCAAGCUGGUCAACCGCCUGCGCGAUAGUAGAUCGCCCUACGUUAGGGGUCACAUGGACAACCCAGUGGCCUGGCAGCUAUGGGAUGCAGAGGCGAUUGACUUGGCCCGGAGACAUAACCGGUUGAUCUUCCUCAGCAUCGGUUAUUCCGCAUGCCAUUGGUGUCAUGUUAUGGAAAAGGAAUCUUUUAUGUCGCAAGAGGUAGCUUCGAUUUUAAAUGAAUCAUUUAUUCCAAUUAAGGUGGACCGGGAGGAGCGACCGGAUAUUGACGAUGUCUACAUGAACUAUGUUCAAGCAACCACUGGCUCCGGCGGUUGGCCCUUGAGUGUAUUCCUCACCCCAGACCUGGAGCCGGUGUUUGGUGGUACGUAUUGGCCGGGUCCUAACUCCUCCAGUUUACCGGGGAGUGAGACCAUUGGAUUCGUUGAAAUCCUGGAGAAGCUGCGAGACGUCUGGAAUACUCAACAGCAACGAUGUCGCGACAGCGCAAAGGAGAUCACAAAGCAACUGAGAGAAUUUGCUGAGGAAGGGACGCACACGUACCAAGCGGACCGACAAUCCGAUGAAGAGCUGGACAUUGAACUGUUGGAGGAAGCCUACCAACACUUUGUUUCCCGAUACGACACUGUUCAUGGGGGUUUCUCCAGGGCACCGAAAUUCCCUACUCCGGCUAAUCUGAGUUUUCUGCUUCGUCUGGGAACGUAUCCGAAUGCUGUUUCGGAUGUUGUUGGUCAAAAAGAGUGCGAGAACGCCACCGCCAUGGCAGUCAACACACUUAUCAGUAUGGCCCGAGGAGGCAUUCGAGACCAUAUAGGCCAUGGUUUUGCACGGUAUAGCGUCACGUCGGACUGGCGCCUGCCUCACUUCGAAAAAAUGCUGUACGAUCAGGCCCAGCUCUUGGAUGUCUACUUGGAUGCAUUCAAAAUCACCCACAACCCCGAGCUGCUGGGUGCUGUCUACGACCUAGCCACCUACUUAACGACUAGCCCGAUACAAUCAUCGACAGGCGCUUUUCAUUCCUCCGAAGAUGCGGAUAGUCUUCCGACACCAAAUGAUACGGAGAAGCGAGAGGGCGCCUUCUACGUUUGGACCCUGAAGGAACUAACGCAGGUGCUCGGUCACCGGGAUGCAGGAGUGUGUGCCCGUCACUGGGGAGUUCUCUCGGAUGGGAAUAUUGCGCCGGAACAUGAUCCCCACGACGAAUUCAUGGAUCAGAAUGUCCUUUCGGUCAAGGUCACGCCGAGCAAACUGGCUCGGGAAUUCGGUCUGGGAGAGGAUGAGGUGGUCAAGAUUAUCCGAUCCGCCAAGCAGAAAUUACGGGACUAUCGGGAGAGGACGCGAGUGCGCCCGGAUCUGGAUGACAAGAUCAUUGUUGCUUGGAACGGCCUCGCUAUCGGGGCACUGGCCAAAUGUAGUGCACUGUUUGAGGAUAUCGAAAGCUCCAAAGCAGUGCAAUGUAGGGAGGCAGCAGCAAAAGCGGCGGCUUUCAUUAAAGAAAAUCUCUUUGACAAGUCAACCGGGAAGCUAUGGCGGGUCUAUCGUGAUGGGGCGAGGGGAGAUACUCCUGGAUUUGCCGAUGACUAUGCCUACCUCAUUAGUGGAUUGCUGGAUAUGUACGAGGCCACCUUUGAUGACAGCUACUUGCAAUUUGCCGAACAACUGCAAAAAUACUUAAAUGGACAGUUCCUUGCCUAUGCGGGAUCAACUCCAGCAGGGUAUUACAGCACGCCUUCUACGAUGACCGCAGGCAUGCCCGGUCCUCUCCUCCGUUUGAAGACGGGGACCGAAUCAGCCACACCGUCCGUAAACGGUGUCAUCGCCCGCAAUCUGCUCCGUCUCGCAAACCUGCUCGAAGAUGAGGAGUACCGAACACUUUGUCGCCAGACGUGCCAUUCCUUCGCCGUGGAGAUCCUGCAGCACCCAUUCCUGUUCGUCGGACUGCUCGAUGCGAUCGUCGGCCUCGAAGCGGGAGCCCGCAACAUUACAGGCGUGUUCACCACCGCAACGAUCACGGCCGGCCCCGAACCUUCCAGUGGUCUCCUCAGCCGUGUGGACGAGCCGACAUCUAUGCGGGAUCUGCUCGUGCAAAAGAUCCGGACCGAAGUUUCCCCGGGGGGUUCGACGUGCACCACCACAGCUUCGCUGGUGGAUAUUCGCCCUUCGCACGUGGGUGAUUUCGUUGGAAACCAGUCCUUCUGGUUGCGAACGCGAAAUAAGCUGUUCAAGGACCUCAAGCCGUCCGAGCCUGCAAAGAAUUACCUCUUAAUUUGUGAGAAAGGCAGUUGCCGGAUGGUUGAUAUUUAG
Messenger RNA from Aspergillus tanneri, 2355 nucleotides. RefSeq names its product thioredoxin domain-containing protein. The record is from RefSeq and is a predicted model, not a curated record. Lineage: Eukaryota; Fungi; Ascomycota; Eurotiomycetes; Eurotiales; Aspergillaceae. Gene Ontology annotation, biological process: carbohydrate metabolic process. The transcript is spliced from 4 exons. The coding region runs from base 1 to 2355 and encodes 784 amino acids.